AUGUCAUACUACUUUACCAUCCUUUCCCCAACAGACACCCCUAUUUUCAACAUUGCCUUUGGAACCUCCAAGGGUGGUGGCGAUGGAAUUGCGCGAUUCCGCUUCCCUGAUACCGCGCAGUACAUGAACCAGUUCAUCAUCCAUUCAAGUCUGGACAUUGUCGAGGAAGCGCAAUGGACAAAUGGUGGAAUGUACCUCAAGCAUGUCGACACCUACCCUCCAGCCGCAGCAUACAUCUCCGCGUUCCUGACUCCUAGUGGUGCUCGGUUCCUUCUUCUCCAUCAACCACCACAGCUCCCCUCUAGCAACACCAGUGGCCUCGGCUCAUCUUCUCUCCUGGGUGCCUCUGGAUCCACCACCCGCACCUCCUCCAGCUCUGUCGCUGCGAACCCAACUUCGCCACAGACUGAGGAAGCUGUGCGCCAAUUCAUGAAUGAAAUCUACGAGAGCUAUGUCAAGACAGCCAUGAGCCCGUUUUAUAAGCAGGGAAUGGAAAUCCGAAGUCCUGUAUUUCGCGCAAAGGUCACAGCUGCAGGAAAGAAAUGGCUGUAA
Molecule: messenger RNA, 552 nt
Organism: Penicillium malachiteum
Lineage: Eukaryota; Fungi; Ascomycota; Eurotiomycetes; Eurotiales; Aspergillaceae
Product: TRAPP subunit TRS20
Exons: 2
Coding region: 1-552 (183 amino acids)
Biological process (GO): endoplasmic reticulum to Golgi vesicle-mediated transport
Cellular component (GO): TRAPP complex; nucleus; cytoplasm
Source: RefSeq, a predicted model, not a curated record